Molecule: messenger RNA, 1291 nt
Organism: Daldinia vernicosa
Lineage: Eukaryota; Fungi; Ascomycota; Sordariomycetes; Xylariales; Hypoxylaceae
Exons: 1
Coding region: 62-1030 (322 amino acids)
Cellular component (GO): nucleus
Source: RefSeq, a predicted model, not a curated record
CUUUCACCUUAGCCUUCUAUCUAUCCCCUCGCCGCAACUAACCAUUCAGCACCGGGGGAAUAUGAUGAGUUGCUCGUGUCGCACGACGUCUUUGAAGAUUUUCGUACAAAGCCUCACGGAACUUCGACUAUCUAAUUCUGCUAGGCAAAUCCAACCACGAUAUUCGAGAGCCAGCAACUUUCAGUCGCAGUUCGCCUUUGCCAGACCUUAUAGUGUCACCGCGGCCUUACAAUUCCCACGACAAAUAUUACAGGGACGAGCUUCGAAUUCACUAGACGCCGAUAAAAUCUCGGAAAUCACACAACAAAAACAUUCGGACGAUGCUACGGUAGAGGAGCCCGAUGUACCAGUGCUUAAUGUCUCUGCAGACAUUUUAGAUCGGGCGAAAAGUAAAGGUGCAAUCCUUGACUUCACCCCUGAAUCUAUCGACGCCCUCGUUUCCAACCUAGACAAGCCAAAAACCGAGACCCGUGGUCGGCGAAACAAACAUGCCGAGUCUGACGCCCGUGGCGAGUCGAAAUCAGACUCUGCACCACCCGUCGAGACCAAGAGGUUGAAGAGACUGAAGAUUAUGAAAGACGAGCCUAAGACGGCAUUCGAUACGCCGCGGCCCAUUAAGAAGGAACCAUGGCAGAUACAAAAAGAAGUCCUCAAGGCGAAAUUUCCAGAGGGCUGGCGGCCGCGCAAGCGGCUGUCGCCAGAUGCCCUCGAAGGCAUCCGGGCACUGCACGCGCAAUUCCCGGAAGACUACACGACGGAGGUGCUGGCGAAUAAGUUCAUGGUGUCACCGGAAGCCAUCCGGCGUAUUCUCAGGACUAAAUGGACGCCUACCCCCGAGGAGGAGAUGCACCGCACGCAGCGCUGGUUCAACCGUGGCAAGAACAUCUGGAGCCAGAUGGCUGCGCUGGGCAAGAAGCCGCCUCGCAAGUGGCGUCGCGAGGGUAUCGUUAGAGAUCCUUACUGGAAUAGGCCAAGGGGGCCGCGGACGCAGCCUCCAAGGCAGUCGAGGAAGUAUAGAGGGUUGGAGUAAUUACCUUGCUUGAGGGAUGGGAAUACCCGUAUAUUACGCCACUCUAUAAUGGAAACUUAGCUCGCAUUCGAAUUAUUCUAUAGUGAGGACUCUAUAUGACCUACGGUCGCAUCGUGAAUGCUUGGAUUGGGGUGGAGGUGGGAAGUACCAUAUCAAAAUACCUAAUCCAUAAAACAUUCACAUUAAGAUAUGUAUGCCUAGAACGCCGUUAAAAAGACAGUUACUACAGCAUGGGCCAUUAUCUUUUCGUAUUGUUUGCUG